ACGCUGGUUAAAAUAACAAGUACUUGUACGUUAGUUGACAAUAGUUGCGUUCGUAAGUUACUCGCAGUUUUCAAUAAUAAAAAAUAAUAAAUAAUUAAGUGCCGAGAAGUUAAAUAUAAAUAAAUUAAUCAUGGAUAACUGGCGAAGAUAUUUCGACAUGAUAGAUUCAAUAAGAGAAGAAAAUAUGCAAAAAUUAAGAGACAUGAUAGAGGAAUUUGGUUUAUCAUUAUAUCCAUUGUGGGAUGAUGGACAUCAACUACUUUGUGUUGCCGUUGAAAAAGAUCAAGUAGAAAUAGUGUCAUAUUUAUUGGGGAAAAAUGCAAAAAUUAACAGCGACCUUGAUGUCUUGUCACCUCUUCAGAUUGCCGCCAAAAACAACAACACGAUGAUUUUCAAAAUGCUUCUGGAACACGGGGCUAAAAUAGAUUAUAAAAAUAUUAAAUAUAAUAAGUCACCAAUUAAGUUAGCAGUUGAGCACGACAAUAUUGAGAUCGCAAGACUUAUCGUUGAGCAUAAAAAUUUUGGACAAAAAUAUGAUCAGUCAUUACUGCAUAUGGCUAUCAAGAAAAACAACUUCGCAAUGGUCUUAUUAUUAUUAGACAUUGGUGCAGAUGUCAAUGAAUACGAUGACGACAGAUCAGCUCCAAUCCAUCACGCAGUAAUGGCCCACAACAUAAAUAUUUUGCAAUUAUUGAUAGAUUAUGGAGCAGACAUUAAUGCUAAAAAUAAAUAUAGAGAGACUCCAGUUUAUUUGGUUCUAAAGCAUUCGUAUAGCUCAAUUCAUCUAAGGUCUGAUAUUUUUGGAAUGCCUUUACCUUUCAAUCCACAUAAUAAUAGUAAAUUGGCUAUUCUCCUAGAUAAUGAUGCAGACAUAAAUGGUCUCGAUAUCCGUGAAAAUCUUUCAUGUCAAGACUUUAAUAUUCAUGAUCUUCUUUAUGGUGAUGAUAGUGUUGGACAUGACGAUAAUUCGGAAAACAAAAAAAACAUUAUUAAACAGAUUGUAAAGUUAAGAAGUCGAAAUGCACCUCUAUCUAAUCACACUAUUAUGAUAUUGUCCGCUCUUAUUGAACAAAAACGGUUUGAUGAUUAUGAAAAAAUAUGUGAGCAAGAAAUAUCGAGAGCAAUGAUAGAAAAAAUACCAAACUCGGGGAUUUCAUUUCAUAAUAUUUUGAGCAAAAAUACUAAUUUUUUAGUUGCGUGUGCAAAAAAUAUAAAUCUUCAGACGUUCAUAUGUUCGAGUGAAAUUUUAGAUCGAUUUCCAGUUUAUGGAUCGGCUAUAAAACUUCGCUUUUCGAAAGGAGUAUUAAGAAAAGAUUUAUUGGAAAAAAGUACUCAACUUUUUCAUGAUCUUUUUCCCGUUGUGUCUAAAUUAUUGUCUGAUGCCGUCGAUGAUGUAUUUGAAUGUUUAGAUAAUAAUGAUUUAAGACAUUUUCUGCGCGUGUUCCAACAAGAUAAUUUAAAUAUAAAUAAAUUGAUCAUGGAUAACUGGCGAAGAUAUUUCGACAUGAUAGAUUCAAUAAGUGAAGGAAAUAUGCAAAAAUUAAGAGACAUAGCAGAAAAAUUUGGUUUAUCAUUAUAUCCAUUGUGGGAUGAUGGACAUCAACUACUUUGUGUUGCCGUUGAAAAAGAUCAAGUAGAAAUAGUGUUAUAUUUAUUGCGGAAAAAUGUAAAAGUUAACAGCAAUUGUGAUGCCCUGUCACCUCUUUACAUAGCCGCCGUGAACAACAACACGACAAUUUUUAAAAUGCUUCUGGAACACGGGGCUCAAAUAAGUGAUAACAAUAUUCAUAACGAUAUAUCACCGAUUAAGUUAGCAGUUGAGCACAACAAUAUUGACAUCGCAAGACUUAUCGUUGAGCACAAAAAUUUUGGAAAAAAAUAUGAUCAGUCAUUACUGCAUACGGCUGUCAAGAAUAACCGCUUGGAUAUGGUCUCAUUAUUAAUAGAAACUGGUGCGGAUGUCAAUGAAUAUGAUAAGGACAGAUCAGCUCCAAUCCAUUACGCAGUAAUGGCCUACAACAAAGAUAUUUUGCAAUUAUUGAUAGAUUAUGGAGCAGACAUUAACGCUAAAAAUAAAUAUGGAGAGACUCCAGUUUAUUUGGUUCUAAAGCAUUCGUAUACCCUACUUUAUAGGUCUGAUAUUGUUGGAGUGCCUAUACCUGGCAAUACAAUGAGUAGUAAAUUGGAUAUUCUCAUAGAUAAUGAUGCAGACAUAAAUGAUCUUGAUAUCGGUAGAUGUUUCUCAAGUAAUCUUCAAUAUAUUUACCCGUAUAAUAACAUUGUUCACAACUAUACUGCGGAAAAUGAAAAACGCAUUAUUAAGCAGAUUGUAAAAUUAAAAAGUCGAAAUGCACCUCUAUCUGAUAACAAUAAAAUGUUCUUGUCUUCUCUCAUUAAACACGAACAGUUUGAUGAUUAUAAAAAAAUAUGUGAGCUAGAAAUGUCGAAAAUUAUCACGGAAAAAAUACCAAACUCGGGGAUUUCAUUUCAUAACAUUUUGAGCAAAAAUAGUAAUUUUUUAGCUGCGUGUGCAAAAAAUAGAAAUGUUCAGACGUUCAUAUUUUCAGAUGAAAUUUCAGAUCGAUUUCCGGUUUAUGGAUCGGCUAUAAAACUUCGCUUUUCGAAAGGAGUAUCAAGAAAAGAUUUAUUGGAAAAAAGUACUCAACUUUUUCAUAUUAUUUUUCCCGUUGCGUCUGAAUUGUUGUCUGAUGCCGUCGAUGAUGUAUUUAAAUGUUUAGAUAAUAAUGAUUUAAGAAAUUUCUUGCGCAAGUUCCAACAAGAUAAUGUCGGGCAGUUAAAUAUAAAUAAAUUAAUCAUGGUUGACUUGCAAAAAUUUUUCGACAUGAUAGUAUCAAGAAAAAAGAGAAAUACGCAAAAAGUAAGAGACAUGAUAGAGGAAUUUUGUUUAUCAUCCUGUCCACUGUUGGAUGAUGGGAAUCGACUACUUACUGCUGCCGUUGGAAAAAAUCAAGUAGAAAUGGUGAAAAAUUUAUUGCGGAUAAAUGUAAAAGUAAACAGCAAUUGUGAUGCCCAGUCACCUCUUUACAUAGCCGCCAUGAACAACAACACGAUAAUUUUCAAAAUGCUUCUGGAACACGGGGCUACAAUAAGUUAUAACACUAUUCAUUAUCAUAAAUCACCGAUUAAGUUAGCAGUUGAGCACAACAAUAUUGAGAUCGCAAGACUUAUCGUUGAGCAUAAAAAUUUUGGAAGAAAAUAUGAUCAGUCAUUACUGCAUACGGCUGUCGAGAAUAACAGCUUGGAAAUGGUCUCAUUAUUAAUAGAAACUGGUGCGGAUGUCAAUGAAUAUGAUGACGACAGAUCAGCUCCAAUCCAUUACGCAGUAAUAGCCUACAACAAAGAUAUUUUGCAAUUAUUGAUAGAUUAUGGAGCAGACAUUAAUGCUAAAAAUAAAUAUGGAGAGACUCCAGUUCAUUUGGCUCUAAAGAAUUCAUAUACCCUAAUUUAUAGGUCUGAUAUUGUUGGAGUGAGUAUACCUGGCAAUACAAUGAGUAGUAAAUUGGCUAUUCUCAUAGAUAAUGAUGCAGACAUAAAUGAUCUUGAUAUCCGUAGAUGUUUCUCAAGUAAUGUUCAAUAUAAUUACCCGUAUACUGACAGUGUUUACCACAUUACUUCGGAAAAUAAAAAACGCAUUAUUAAGCAGAUUGUCAAAUUGAAAAGUCGAAAUGCACCUCUCUCUAAUAACAAUUUUAUAUUAUUGUCUUCUCUUCUUGAAGAAAAACCGUUGAAUGAUUAUAAAAAAAUAUGUGAGCAAGAAAUGUCGAGAGCAAUGAUAGAAAAAAUACCAAACUCGGGGAUUUCAUUUCAUAACAUUUUGAGCAAAAAUACUAAUUUUUUAGCUGUUUAUGGAUCGGCUAUAAAAAUUCGCUUUUCGAAAGGAUUACCACGGAAAAAUUUAUUGGGAAAAAGUACUACAAUUUUUCAUGAUCUUUUUCCUCUUGCGUCUACAUUGUUGUCUGAUGCCGUCGAUGAUGUAUUUAAAUGUUUAGAUAAUAAUGAUUUAAGACAUUUUUUGCGCAUGUUCCAACAGGAUAGUUCAUUGUAA
Messenger RNA from Microplitis mediator, 4066 nucleotides. Its product is annotated as poly [ADP-ribose] polymerase tankyrase-1-like. The transcript is spliced from 3 exons. Gene Ontology annotation, molecular function: protein binding. The record is from RefSeq and is a predicted model, not a curated record. NCBI's taxonomy places the organism in Eukaryota, Metazoa, Arthropoda, Insecta, Hymenoptera, Braconidae. The coding region runs from base 131 to 4066 and encodes 1311 amino acids.